AUGUCAUCCAUUAAAAGUAAAGUUUGUGAUAACAAUUAUCAACAAAAUGAUACGAAGUUGAAUAGUGUGAGUGGUGCAUUCGUAGAUAAAAGUCCAGCAUCCCUAAAUGGCAGGUAUAGGUCGAAGAGUCUCUCUAGUGAUAAGUUGAAUGAGUUGAACGCUGAUCGUGCGGCGAUUUUGGAAGAUAUGGACGUAGAAUACCUGACGGAUAAGUCCGAAACGCCCGGCUGUUUGGUUAAAAACAAAAUUAUGGAGCAAGGGACACAGGCGAUUAACGGGUGA
Leptosia nina is the source of this 282-nucleotide messenger RNA. The record is from the annotation of a GenBank genome assembly. Lineage: Eukaryota; Metazoa; Arthropoda; Insecta; Lepidoptera; Pieridae.